Molecule: messenger RNA, 2212 nt
Organism: Anolis carolinensis (green anole)
Lineage: Eukaryota; Metazoa; Chordata; Lepidosauria; Squamata; Anolidae
Gene: fto
Product: FTO alpha-ketoglutarate dependent dioxygenase
Exons: 9
Coding region: 1-1809 (602 amino acids)
Biological process (GO): RNA repair; DNA alkylation repair; regulation of multicellular organism growth
Molecular function (GO): mRNA N6-methyladenosine dioxygenase activity; broad specificity oxidative DNA demethylase activity; ferrous iron binding
Source: RefSeq, a predicted model, not a curated record
AUGCAAGAGCCGCCUUCCGCUGGUCUCUGCCCCGCAAUGCCUUCUGGGAGCAGUAGUCCUUCAGAGCAAAGCCCUAGUCCUGUCCUGUCACCCGGGCGCAUGCGCGCGGCCGCGGUGCACCUCGGGAGCCGUAGUUCUGCUGAGGAGGCGGACUUGUCUGAGGCGCGUCCUGCUUCCCGGGAAUUCUUGAAUUGGCUGAUCGGCGAGGAAAGGAAAAAAGAAGGAAGGAAAGACCAAGGCUUUUGCUUUCAAGGAGCAGCAGGAGGAAGGAUGAAGAGAAAAGGAAGAGGGGAAAGGGAGAAGGAGGCCAAGAAACGGAAGCUCCUUGAUGAACUUGGAGAAAGCCAACUUCCAUAUUUGACGCCUGAAGAUGAUGGCUUCCAUCAACUGUGGAAGACAAAAUACUCCAAACUCAUCCUCAAAAAUGCUGAGAUGAUCCCCAAAGAGGUCCAUAAAGGAGUUCAAGAGGCCUUUUUGACUCUCCGAAAGCAUGCUUGCUUCUUUCAAGAUCUCGUAAGGAUCAAAGGGAAAGAUUUUUUUACCCCAGUAUCUCGUAUAUUAAUUGGAAACCCUGGAUGUACUUACAAAUAUUUGAACACAAGGUUAUUUACGGUCCCGUGGCCUGUGGAAGGUUAUGAAAUAAAUUAUUCCCAUCCAGAAAUAUCCAAGGCUUGUAAGGCAUUAAUCAAACUUAAUGACUAUUUGCAUGGAGAAACUGUCCUGGCUUUGCGAGAGCAGAGUUUGGCCGAGACAAAAGAAAGGGAAGAUCCUCCUGUCACCGAUAGCCAUCGGGAUUAUGUGCCUCCCAUUACAGGGACAGGGCCCUUUCUGCAAGAUCAAAGCCCUUCUCGUGUCCCGAAGAAUGACUGCGCCAAUCUGAAAGGGAGAACGUCUUACAACCUGACGUUAUUAAAUUAUAUGGAUCCACAACAAAUACCGUUCUUGAAACAGGAGCCUUAUUACGGAAUGGGGAAAAUGGCAGUGAGCUGGCAUCAUGAUGAAAAUCUGGUGGAAAGGUCAACAGUGGCUGUCUACAGCUAUUGCUGUGAAGAAUCCACGGUUGAUAAGCUUGAGACAGAAGCUUCAAAUGGCAGAGACCCAGCCAUCUGGCAUGUUGCCUUGAAAGUUGCUUGGGAUAUAAAGACUCCAGGAUUGGCAAUACCGCUUCACCAGGGAGACUGCUACUUUAUGCUCGAUGAUUUGAAUAUGACCCACCAGCACUGUGUCCUGGCUGGCCAACAGCCCAGAUUCAGCUCUACCCAUAGGGUGGCAGAGUGCUCACAAGGGACUCUGACGUAUAUUAUGGGACGAUGUGAUGCAGUACUUGAGAACGUGCAUACUGAUGCUGAGUUGAGAUGCCCAUCCUUGAAAUCACUGGAUAUCAGCGAUAUAAAGAGAACAGGAGAAACACAUAAUGAGGUUGAGUUCGAAUGGCUACGGCAAUUUUGGUUCCAGGGUAAACGUUAUCGAAAGUGCACCAACUGGUGGGAUGAGCCGAUGGCAGCUCUAGAAGAAAAAUGGAGAAAGAUGGAGUUAAAGACAAGCCUACUGCUCUGUGAAUUCCGAAAAGAAGAGCAGAUGGAGGAACAAAGAAAGGAACACGUCGGCUGCCUCUUGCCCCUCCUUGUAGAACGUCAGGAGCUGCGCCAGGAAUGGCUCACAAGGUGCAAUUCACAACUUGCGGACAGUUUACCAGAAGGCGAGAAGCCCGAAUGCCAUCCUUACUGGGAAGAUGAUGAUGCCAGCAUGCCACUACCAUUCAACUUAGAAGUCAUAAUCGCUGAGUUACAGAAUCUGUUGGAAAGCUAGAAUUGUGUUCAUCAUAAAGUGACAGAUUUUUGUAUUGUUUUCUCAAAUGUAGAUCUCUAGGCAUCCCAGUGGAGUAGUGAAUCUGUUCCAGGUUUUGGCUUGAAUGUUAAAGAAGAUAAACCUAUUUAAGAACUACAGUUCAGUACAGAUAACACAGUAUAAACCUGAAGAGGAAUUACUUCUCUAGUGUUUUGUACUGGCUUCAUUGUCUCUUUUUAACAAAAGUACAACUGUUAGAUUAACUAAUAUUCUGGUGGUAUAAUUGAUUAAGAAUGUAAUCACAUUGUAGGUAAAAGAACAUGAAAGCAACAUCACCUGUGGUUUGUUUUGAAGUUGGAAAAGCAGACAAUGCCGUGCUGUUUCAAAUUGCCUGUGCAAAAUAAAGGACCACGUACAAACUGUU